Molecule: messenger RNA, 1443 nt
Organism: Athene cunicularia (burrowing owl)
Lineage: Eukaryota; Metazoa; Chordata; Aves; Strigiformes; Strigidae
Gene: DCSTAMP
Product: dendrocyte expressed seven transmembrane protein
Exons: 3
Coding region: 1-1443 (480 amino acids)
Cellular component (GO): membrane
Source: RefSeq, a predicted model, not a curated record
AUGCGAACAUUUGUCUCGAUAGCCCAGAAUGCAUGGGGAAUUUUUAUAUCUGAAAGGAAGCCUGGCUGGAAGUAUCUGAUGCAACUUUUUGCAGUUUGCUCUGCAGUUGGCUUCAUCUCAAGCUUUCUCUUAUUCCUUGGCAUGUACUUCUCCCUGGCACACCACCCUUUGGGCCCCUUACUGAUUUCUGGAUUCAUCUGGAUCUCACUUUCUAUUGCACUCUCAUGUUUCAAGCACCUGCGCUGUUUUAGUGUCCUGUUCCUUCUUUCUUGUGGAUUGCAAAAUGGCAGGAAUGCUCUUAUUACUGCUGGCACAGGUGUUGUGGUGGCCGGCAACAUCCAAAAUAUUUUUCAUAACCUAAAGGUUCUCGCAGACAGUAUAACAUGUCAUUUAGAGUAUGAGAAAUUUGACUUGAUAAAAUAUUAUGUUGAUGCAGUAAAAUGGAUUUACGAGAUGGCUAAGCUUUCCCCUGAACUAUUUAAAUAUAUAGUGUUCCUAAGGCAUGAAUUCACAUCAUCUUAUUCGAUUUUAGAUGAUGCAUUAAAACAAGAGCUAAAUGACACAAAGCAAGAAAUCCAGAGAGUUGCUAACCAGAUAUCUUUUAUGCUGACUAUACUGCCCUAUAUAGGCCAGAAAGUAUUGCCUGUAGUGGGGAUUUUUCUAGUUUCUUUUGGAACUGGCCUCUUUAUCAAAAAAUUUUUGGGCCCUCACAGUGCCAAAUUCAAUAAUAUUUAUAUCACAAAACAGUUCAUUGCAUUUGAUGAGCACCAAAAGCAACAGCAAAGACCCUGUCUUCUGCCACUUAACAGAAAAGAAAAAAAAGAUUAUGUGACAAUUCCAUCUUUCUGCCUCACAAGGAAGGACAGAAAAAACAUGCAGCAUUUUUUUCUCCCUGUAAUUAUUCAUCUUUGCAUCUGGCUUCUGUUUGCUGUACUGGAUUAUUUGUUUUAUUGGUUAAUUAAUUCUGUGAAUAAACAUCUCCGAGAAGUACCGGAUCUGGAGAUUCAACUCAGCCUCUCUCAGCAAAGGAAUGAGAACAGCUUCAUCUUUGGUAUGAGAGAGCAUAUUGAAAAGACUAAUCCUUUCAAGAUCUCUUUGUUUAAGCAUGACUGCAUCCCUCAGCCAGAGCUUGUUCUCUCCACAACAUGGAUCCAGCUUGGAGUCAUCAUCAUCUUCUUAAUCAUUUUUGGGUUAUUCUCUGGCCUCCUGACCCAACUUAAAAUACUCAUUUCAACUUCAUUUUAUCCUGACACCGAGAUGAAACGGAUACAUUAUUUGCAUGCAAAAUUACUCAAGAAAAGAGCAAAGCUACAAGAGAAAACUGGGAAGAACAUGUUUGCUAGAACGGUCAGCUUUUGGUUUCCAAUACUCAAGGCAAGAAAGGCAGUCAAGAAGAAAGAAGAGUGUGGCAAAAGACAACACAAUGUGAAAGAGACCAAGUGA